Aspergillus caelatus is the source of this 2214-nucleotide messenger RNA. RefSeq lists its product as uncharacterized. The coding region runs from base 249 to 2132 and encodes 627 amino acids. Gene Ontology annotation, biological process: coenzyme A biosynthetic process. Gene Ontology annotation, cellular component: phosphopantothenoylcysteine decarboxylase complex. NCBI's taxonomy places the organism in Eukaryota, Fungi, Ascomycota, Eurotiomycetes, Eurotiales, Aspergillaceae. The record is from RefSeq and is a predicted model, not a curated record. Gene Ontology annotation, molecular function: phosphopantothenoylcysteine decarboxylase activity; FMN binding. The transcript has a single exon.
UUCUUGUAUUACACGGCGGGUCAACUGGGCGAACCUCUGGUCAACUUUAAUGCUCCUUUUUCCUUCCAAUCUCCUAUCGUCGCAUUGACCAAAACGUUGGGUUUUUUUUCCCCCUAAACAUCGCCAAACCAGCAUAUACCUUCACACUUGACGAUACGCACCUCCAUUCUCACAACCAUCGACUCAACCGAUCAAAAUAUCGAUACCGGCACUCCCAAAACCUAGUUUUCUCGAGAUUUAUUUCUGCUAUGACAGUUGACCUCCGGGCAAAUCGCUCAUUCAGUGCUGUCUCAAGUGCUGUCGCAAACGCUCCGUGGCCGACUGAAAUGGAGGUUGAUGGAAGCGGGGAAGUAGUUGAGAGCAAAGAGCGUUCUACCAUUACAUCGCACGAACUGCCGAAUAAUGAUGUUGCCUCGCCGGCACGCCGCCGGAAACGCUUGCUGCUGUCUACAGAAAGCGCCUUCGUCGACAAUGUGCUCUCGUCCCUUGUUCAACAUCCUGACAUCGAGUUACGACUGAUUACAGACGAACCGUCCGCGCUUCUCUCCGGUGCGAAUAAGGUUCCUCACUACAUGGACACAGUAGAUAGUCAGACUUUUGAGAAGAAAACUGGUGCUCGGAGGUGGCUGAAGGCUAAAGCUGCAGAACUCUGCGAAUGGGCGGAUAUGCUGCUAGUUGCUCCCAUAGACGCUGGAACGUUAGGAUCGAUGCUAUAUGGCCUGACGAACACAUUGACACUUGCACUUCUCCGUGGAUGGAUAUCCUCAAAACCUGUCGUCCUAAUACCGGGCAUGACUGUAUCAGAAUGGCAUCACCCAUUAAAUGCUAGGCAGCUUCAGGAGGUAGACCAACAUUGGCCUUGGGUUAGUGUGAUAACGCCUGUUCUGAUGAAAUCCAAUAACCCCGAGGAGCUCAUCCAGCUUCCUUGGGGUGGCUUAGAGGAGCUUCAUGAAACCAUCGAAACAACCCUAGGCUUGUCUUUUUCUCAGUCUUUAACGGAACCCAUUGAGUCGUCCGAAGCUUCGAAAGUUCCUUCGUUGGGAGAGAAAGCAUCCCUAAAUACGGCUACUACUACUUCACGACACGCCCCUCAUCGGUCCGAUAAGGGCGCACGAUUGUUACCAAUGGAACUGUGGUUGAAUAUUUUCGAGGACCACUUGCAUGAUUGGGAGAUCGCCAAAGCAGUCGGUAUCCCAACGAAUCUUCCUGUUCCGAAGGAAUGGCAAAGUCAUCUGCUUAAGAUGUCGGCCCCUGCCUCCCUUGAGUACACAAUUCUUCGCGGCUCCUUCGCUGCGAUCAAGAAACGUAUUGACAGCUUGCCACGGUGGAAACCCAUCUCCGAUCUUGCCUGCCACCUGAUCUUCAAAUUUUCACGAACCGACAUUCUUUCAUACCUAACGGAGAACCACCUUGAUCUCCUGUGGACAACCUCUCGCCUCACUAACUUACCAUAUCGUGCGUCGGCCAUUUACGGAAACCCCAACAUUCUAACUUGGUGGCGUGAUGCCCCGGCCCUUCCUACCAAAGAAUACAUCGCCGAUGCAAUGGAUGGUGCCUCUCGUGCCGGCUUCGUCAAUGUCCUCGAAUGGUGGCGUACCUCCGGCCUCGAACUCCGGUACACUGAGCGAGCCCUCGAGUCAGCCAGUGCGGAAGGCCGUGUGUCCGUUCUAGACUGGUGGAAGAAAACCUCCGCGAGCGCACCCCUAUCGGAUCCCAUCCCUCUCAAAGUCGGUAAAUCUGUCCUCCUAGCAGCACAAUCAGGCCGCACAGCUUCCCUCGCCUGGUGGGACGCCUCAGGCAUCCCUUACAGCCACGCCGAAUCAGUUGCCCGUAUCGCCAGCACACACGGCCACGUCCACGUGCUCGACUUCUGGUACCGACUUAAAGGUGCCAAGAUGAUCUUUGACUCGCAGGUCCUCGUCGGACCGACAAAGAACGGACACGACAACGUCCUUGAGUGGUGGCGACAGAGCGGUCUCCGCGUCGAGUUCAAGACGUGCGAUAUCGAAGAGGCCCUCGAAGAUGCAGACCCCGUGUCCGGUGCCGAAGAAAGGGUUCGGCGGUGGUGGGCUCGCAAUGGACUCAACCUUGGCGUGGGAACGAGUGAAUGGAUGAAAACGAAGGUGUUGUGAUUGUACUUCUUAGGCUUCCCCUUUUUUCUCCUUCCGUUUGUAUAAUGACUUGAUCGGCUUCCUAUUGUUAGAAAUACCCCCU